Molecule: messenger RNA, 4195 nt
Organism: Perca flavescens (yellow perch)
Lineage: Eukaryota; Metazoa; Chordata; Actinopteri; Perciformes; Percidae
Gene: usp49
Product: ubiquitin specific peptidase 49
Exons: 7
Coding region: 596-2629 (677 amino acids)
Biological process (GO): protein deubiquitination
Molecular function (GO): cysteine-type deubiquitinase activity; zinc ion binding
Source: RefSeq, a predicted model, not a curated record
AUCAGGUCCCUUCCUAAUGCCUCAACACCAGAUUCCGCUAAUACUAACGUUAACAGCUACACAUCCUCUAAUGCAUUUAAAAAAAAAAAAUCAGAUUAGCACAAACCAGCUGACCCAUGGCAAACACAGGGCUUUCGUGUAACAUUGGGCUCAGUGGCAGUUGUCCUCUUUGCCUGGUGUGCGGUCUAGCCUCGGUUAUUGUUCCAUGUGGCCUCGGUGGGUGGACGGACGGACGGACGGUCCAUCCUGCUGCUUGUUGUUCAGCCAUUCCGCCAAUGAGAGCCCGGCUGCCGCUCGGUCCCAGUCCAAUGAGAGCAGCGGGGUCCGGGAUCAGAUCGAGAGUUGGGUUGUUCAAUCUGUGAGGAGCAGGACAACAACCACCUCUGAGUGUACCGGAUGGAUGGAUGUUGGUGAUGAAUGCUCCUGUUGGUGACCAUGGACAUGGGUGAUUGAGCUGAACGUUGCUGUUGAGUUCUCUGCAGAUGUUGUGAUGUAUUGUCCCAAACCUGAUCAAGCAAACUACUUUUACAAAUGAGGUGCUGCUUGGUUACAGGACGUGUGUCCUAUCACUGAGGCCACAUGUGCAUCGUGAGAGAUGGAUCGUUGUAAGCACGUGGGACGCCUGCGUCUGGGUCACGACCAUUCCAUCCUCAAUCCACAAAAAUGGCACUGUGUGGACUGCAGCACCACCGAUUCAGUGUGGGCCUGCCUCAAGUGCUCCCACGUGGCCUGUGGACGUUUCAUAGAGGAGCACUCACUCAAACACUUUCAGGAGUCACACCACCCACUGGCUAUGGAGGUGCGUGAGCUGGAUGUGUUCUGUUUUGCCUGUGGAGACUAUGUACUCAAUGAUAACGCAGAGGGAGACCUCAAACUCCUCAGAGGGGCACUCUCUACUGUUCGCACCCCAGGUAGACGCUCACUACGCUCCUCGACUGGGGGAGAGUGCACCCCCUGGGUUGGGGACUGUGGGCCACAGCCCCCCAUGCAGCUGGCCUCGCGUCACAGGAGGAAAGCACUUCUGGGGAAGAUGCUUCAAAUGUGGAUCUGUAAACAUCAAGAGCUGCAGAAUCGGCGUAAAGAGAAACUUGAGGAAGCCAGAAGACAAAAAAAAGAGGUGAAAAGGAGACUCAUGGAAGAGCUUGGCAAUGUCCCGCCCAGAAAGAGUGCUAGGCUUCUUACUCAGGCGCCACGUUCAACCAUCACACUCAUUCCUCGCAAAUUUCGCGACCCUCCAGAACGCCUACCUCCUCCCCCCAAGAAGCCUUCCCUUCUCCCCUUGUCCCGUAAGGCUCCUCCGAAUGGCAGAGCUGCUAAACUGAGGAGGUACUACUCCACACACACGGUAACCCGCCGGAGACUUGCUCCAGGUGUCACUGGUCUGCGCAAUUUGGGGAACACAUGCUACAUGAACUCAAUAUUGCAAGUGCUAAGCCACCUGCAGAAAUUCAGGGAGUGUUUUCUCACUUUGGACCUUUGUGAGACUGAGGAGCUGCUGGCCAAGACCAAUCACUCCCAGGGGAUGAAGGGUGUGACAGGAAGUGUCGUCAGCAGUAGUACCACAGCACUGUCGGGAGGCCCUCUUGAACCCAUAGGCAAGGCAGGCAGUUGGAAUUUGCCCGUGGGCAAAAAAGAAAGUGCCCUGCCUUCCCCACAGGCUUCGGAGUUGGUCCAGCCCAAGGAGUCUCGCUGCUCCACCCGCCAGCAGAUGUCUCUGUGCCAUGAGUUGCAUACACUUUUCAGGGUCAUGUGGUCAGGCCGGUGGUCUUUAGUGUCUCCAUUCGCCAUGCUGCACUCUGUGUGGAACCUCAUCCCAGCUUUCCGUGGGUACGACCAGCAGGACGCCCAGGAGUUCUUGUGUGAGCUGCUGGACAAGGUGCAGCAGGAGCUGGACACAGAGGGGUCCAAACGCAGGAUAGUUAUCCCCAUCACAAAGAGGAAACUAUCCAAGCAAGUGCUCAAGGUUCUCAACACCAUCUUUCAUGGGCAGCUACUCAGCCAGGUGACGUGUCUGUCCUGUAAGCACAAGUCUAACACAGUUGAGCCGUUCUGGGAUUUGUCUUUGGAGUUUCCAGAGCGAUACCACAGCAUAGACAAAGGCUCAGGCUCUACAGCUUACCAGCGCAGCUGCACCCUCACUGAGAUGCUGUCCAAGUUUACGGAAAUGGAGGCUCUUGAAGGCAGCAUCUAUGCCUGCAACCACUGCAACAAAAGAAGACGGAAAUCAUCCCACAAACCCUUAGUUCUGUCAGAGGCACGUAAGCAGCUUCUGAUCUACCGUUUACCUCAGGUUCUACGGCUGCACCUCAAACGCUUCAGAUGGUCAGGGCGGAACCAUAGGGAGAAAAUCGGCGUCCAUGUGGCCUUUGACCAGGUUCUGAACAUCAAACCAUACUGCUGCACAGGCUCAGGUCACUCUGUCCACAGAGGAGGCUACACCUACGAUCUGUCUGCUGUUGUUAUGCAUCAUGGUAAAGGCUUUGGCUCAGGGCACUACACCGCAUACUGCUACAAUACAGAAGGAGGUUUCUGGGUCCACUGUAAUGACUCUGAGAUGAAGGUUUGCAGUGUGGAGGAAGUGUGCAACACUCAGGCCUAUAUUCUCUUCUAUACCCAGAGGUCUGCCUAGGUACCUCUCGCUGUGAUGUCGAUCUGUACGUGGCAACUAAAGGCUGCAUUUAUGAAAACGUUCUGAUAUUUUCCCCAGAUGUCAUUAAACAAUCAUUUUGAAAUGAUUUACCAAAAAAAAAAAAAAAAAGAUAGCAAGGGGCCAGUAGGACAGCCACAAUCAUAAGUCAAAGUGAAAAUUUUAGGAGCAUAAUCCUGAUGAGAAAGAUUAUGAUAAUUGUAUACAUGCUGUAGUAGUAGUAUGUAAUAGAAGGAAAAAUAAUUGGAAUUUAAAUGUUCUAAUAGGCGGCUUUGGAUUGCGUUGGAUUUUAAAUGAAAAUAAUAAAUCAAAAACCUUUUCAUAAAUGAGGCCACCGGUUUCUCGGCCUGUGGGACCAGCAUACCGGUUAACGGCCCGAAGACUGUGGGAGCAGGUCCGACUCUGUCCUGCUGAACACCAAGUUGUGUGUCCGUGUUUUUAAAAAAAGAAAAUACAAUCAGGCUCGUGUCUGAGUCUGGAACCAACCAGGUGCUCUCCUGUAACAGCAUUUCACAUUCAAAGGCAACAUGGAUUCUGGAUUUUAGAGCAUUUUAAUCACAAUAGUGUUGUUAAUGUGCCUUUUAUAUAUAACUGUACAUUUAAUAGCCAAUGCACUAAAUGUUAUAAGAGGUACUACUUUCAACAUUAUUGUGUCGUUCCACUUGAAUUAAAUGAAUCUGGUGAAUAAAGUCCAGAGUCUUUGUCGCCGUCUGUUCAGCUUUUUUUAAUUAUCGUGAAAUGUCAGUUCUGAAAACUUUUAAUACUCAUCCCUGUGUCGUUUGUACUUCAUGUCCUCUCCUCAAUUGUACUGCUGUGACUGGAUACUGUGUCUCAGGCUUGAGGCCUUUACCCUUUGCUCUCAGUGAACAGGACUAGUUUAUGUUUUAGUUUUUAUUUUGUAGUCAUUCUAUGUUUCACUUUCAUAAAAAGAAGCAAAAAGUUUGAGUUUCAGACACUUGAUUGAUGAUGAGUGGUGGAAAGCUGCACUUUUGAGGAGGGGCUAAUAUUGUUGGUCCUAUCUUUGUGAUUGUUCAUCUUUUUGCUCCUGUAUCUUGUUUAAAUGGCAGCUCCCCCCUGUUGCGUAACGGUGAGACUAGUCUGAGCCCGGGUCGGCAGGAGAUGGAAAAAAACGAGUUAAAGGGCAGACUGCGAUACAGAAGAAUGUGUUGGGGUACCCAUUUUGAGUUGAGCACCUGAAAGCAAUAUAUUGUACAUCUUGCAUCUUGACAGGACAUUAAGAUAAAAUCAGGAAUUCUUCUGCUUGUUAUACAAUGUUUUUUUUCUACUCUGCUGUUUCUAUCAAGGUCUUUAGAAUUUGCUAGGUAAUCAAGAAAAAAACGUGUUUGAUACGAGUCAAACGAACUCUAUGUAAAAGUCGGAACAAUCUAAUGACGAUGAAUGUCUUACUUUUUAGCGGUCAGGUGUGGCCAUGCCACUGGCUCUGAUCCCUUUGAGUUCUGUCUUGUACUGUAAGAAUACCUGUCAUAAAUGUAAUGGUCACAUGGGUUUUGCCUGAUGGUAAUUAUUAAAAAGACAAAACAAAUGUGA